GGUCACUGACUAAGUUGAGGCAUUUCAGCGUCACGGUGGCUCCGUUGACCCUGAAAUGCAACAUUGAGUCACGUUCCCCCAAUUUUGCAAUAGCCGACGAUGGAGCUUCGCAUCUGUUGUUGUUCGUCGAUAUUUCAGUGAUUCAGUUCAAACGAAACGAAACGAUCCAACAUUAAACAGAAAUUUUUCAGUUGCACGCUAGGAAGCGCAUUCUGGAAAUAACUCUUGUGUAUUUUGUCAUUAGCAAGUAUAAUUAAUUUGUUUAAUAGUGAAGUGACUGACGGACUAAGAAACAGAGCCACGCAAGCAACUUAACUUGCUUGAAAGCAACCUGUUUUAACACGGAAAACCACGACAGUGUGAAAAUGGCGAGGGUGGUGAAAGUGAAUUGCGCAUCGGCCGCUAUAUUUGCAAUUUUAUUGCUUACCCAAAAUUUAGGCCAUAGCGAAGCAAAGCGCGUUUUGAGCAACAAUCGGAAAUCCAAUAGUGGGCAUGUGACCAAACCGAGCUAUCCGACACAAAGCAGUGCAGGUAACUCACACGCAGAUCUUGCUAAAUUGAGCUAUUCGGGAUAUAAUUCAGCACCGAAUCGCCCAGCUUCAGCUGCCGGAGCUGGCGCCACAAAUACUCAACCAAUAGGAUGGAAUGUUCCAAAAUCGCAAGGACCUCCGGCUUCUGGAACCAAUGUACACACUCCUAUAACAGCUACUAAUACACACGGUGUGCAGAGCUCUUAUCCUGGCGCCAAUUACAACUCUCCCGGCUCGAUUCCUGCAGGCGCAACUUACCAUUCACCUGGCUCACUUCCAGCUGGUGCAACAUACCAUUCGCCUGGCUCAGUUCCAGCUGGUGCAACGUAUUAUUCACCUGGAUCUGUACCUGCAGGCGCAACAUACCAUUCACCUGGCUCACUCCCUGCGGGUGCAACAUACCAUUCACCUGGUUCAUACCCUGCAGGAGGAAACCCAUAUUCAUCGCCUGGACAUAUGCCAGUUAAUGGCGGUUACUAUCCAGCUGGAGGUAGUCAUUAUCCCUCGGCUGGCGUACCAGCUGGUGCUACUUACGUAGCUCCUGGUGCUGCACUUCCUCCAGGCGCUGUGCUUUAUUCAUCACCACCGCAACAAACGUCGUCAGGAUUAGGAUUUGGUUCUGGUUUGGCUGCUGGCGCUAUUGGAGGCGCAAUUCUUGGUCACGUGCUUACGCCAACACAUACGCGUGUCGAAUCUGCACCAGCUGCACCCGCUGGACAACCAGGCAGUGAUGAUGGCAAAAUCAUCAUUAUUAAUAACGGUCCACCAGGUUCAGUGACUACGACAAAUGCUGCCGGUGCUACGGUCAUCACCACAGGUGUCGCUGGCGAAAACGGCACACAACCCAUGCCUGCGCCAGCACCAGCCGCUGCACCCGCUGACCCCGCAAUACCCAACGUACCACUUGCCCCCAUAGGUGAUAACAACGCAGGGCAACCAACACCAGCACCAGGUGCUGCACCCGCAGAAGCUGCUGCUGCCGCCGCUCCACAACCAGCCCCCGGAGAACCGCCACUAGGCGGCAUAAUUUGUGUACCAGUGCGCGUAAAUGAUACCGAUCCAGCAGAUAACAGCAAGAUGAUUGAAGUCGAGAAAAUUGCCUGCUACCCCGCACCGCCGCCACCACCAUCAGCACCUGUAGCUGGUGCUGAAAUGAAUGGUACUGCGCCGAUUAUGCCACCAGCUGGCGAAGGAAGUGCACCAUUGGCGCCCAUGAGCCCAGUCACCGCAGCUUCACAACAAUUGCAAGCAAAUCCAACACAAUCACCCUUGUUGCCGGACAAUGCUUCGGUAAAAACAAGUGGUGCCAUGACAUGGCUCAAUUACGCCGCCUGCAAUUCUAUGACAACAAUAUUGUUGCCAUUAGUUGUUGCGUUUUUUGGACUGCAUUAAAUAUGUGAAACCUUAAAAGGCAACAAAGAGCACAGACAAAAAAAAAACAGUGAAGCAGUGAGUUAAAAAUAGUAGAAAUAAUCGAUAUGCCUAAUGGGUAACAAGCUUAGUAAAUUAAUACAACAACAAAUUGAAACAAAUAUGUAAUUCGCAUACCUCUUUUUGUAACAAAUAUUUUCUUACUUUUGCAUAAUACUUCGAAUUGGAAGAAUCUCAGCAUAUUUUACAAUGCUUCGUUUUUAAUCAUAACAUUUUUUUUAUUAAGAAUUAUUAAAUUUCUCAAAUAUAUAAGUAUUAAAAGCAAAACAUGCUUUAAAUAUUAGUAUUGUUAUACACAUAUCCAUCACAUGUACUAAAUUGGUUGAUCAAUACAAACAUACAAAUAUUGGUAUGUAAUCCAUUAACCUGUGUAAUGACACGUCUAACAUAACCUAUGUGAUGUUAAAAUAUACGUCGAAUAAUAUUUGCGGUUUUUGCGCGUCACUUUAUCAUAUAAUUUUCCAUUUUAAACAGUUAUUCCAACUCGAAACUCGCGCCUUUGCAAUUUAAAUUAGGGAAUUUUUAAUGCAAACAGAAACAAGUAGACUGCGUUUGCAGCUCGAAACAAUUUAUAACAAACGUCUUCUUACAAAUACAGUUAAAAUCAGUGAAUAGCUUUUGUCUUCAUAAGCCAUAAGGUUUACAGCCAUUUUAAAUGUUAAUUAAAAAGUGUUGAAAAUAAAUAAAAAUCCGUGUUUAGAACGUAAUUCCAUAGCCACAUUUCAAUGAACCAGUAGUCAAUAUAUAUACAUACAUAUAUAUUUGCUAAUUUAUUGUAUUAUGCACCUAACAAAUUAUACAUAUUUAAUGCAAUAAAAUUAGCUUGCAAGCACCCUACACUAACCGCAAAAA
Molecule: messenger RNA, 2813 nt
Organism: Bactrocera oleae (olive fruit fly)
Lineage: Eukaryota; Metazoa; Arthropoda; Insecta; Diptera; Tephritidae
Source: RefSeq, a predicted model, not a curated record